Messenger RNA from Pomacea canaliculata, 1739 nucleotides. Its product is annotated as sulfotransferase family cytosolic 1B member 1-like. Gene Ontology annotation, biological process: sulfation. Gene Ontology annotation, molecular function: sulfotransferase activity. Gene Ontology annotation, cellular component: cytoplasm. Bases 397 to 1512 code for a protein of 371 amino acids. The record is from RefSeq and is a predicted model, not a curated record. NCBI's taxonomy places the organism in Eukaryota, Metazoa, Mollusca, Gastropoda, Architaenioglossa, Ampullariidae. The transcript is spliced from 5 exons.
UGAGUGGUACACAGGUGCAGCACAGACUGGGAAAGGUAUCGGAUGUCCAGCGAACGUGUGCCCUGUGGCUUGUGUGGAGAGAUGGAGACGGUUGGGGGGCCACAGUGGUGUGGAAACGAGAUUUUAAACUGUCAGAGAGAGAGAGAUUAGAGGCAGAAACUGCAUCCCAUUGAGUAGCCUGGUGUAAGACUGUACAGUAGAUGUUUCGCCCUUGUCAGAACCAGCAGCCGGCACAAGAUUAAAGAGGUAGACCCAGGACAGUACUUGUUGACUUGUGGUGAGAAGUGGGAGAUUAGUUAACAAAACUACGAGAGAGAGAGAAAAACAACAACAAACAAAGCAACAAAUUGAUGUCACGUGAUCACACUUCCUAUCACCAGACAUCUAUAACAGUGGAUGCUUGUCGCACACCGUACAUCAGACACAAGAGACCCACUACCGACAGCGGCUGAAAGGAAGUUUUUAAAAAAGAUCUUCCAGCAGCAAACUGUAAAUAAACGGAAUUUAAAAGUAAGCUCGACACUGUAUUAUUUCAAUCUCUACCGGAGAGCGAUCGGAAGUAUAUCUUCAGGUGGAAUGACAAGCCAGGAGCAUGACAGUACUUUCAAAAUGUCGGAAAACGAUGAAGGCUUGCAGCCUGACCCAAAUUUCUGUCUGGUAGAAGGUCUUCCUCUGCCUAUUUUCCGACCUACCACGGAAGAGUGGCAGAAACACAUCACUGACCUGCGCAACAUGGAGCUUCGACACGAUGACAUCCUGCUGUGUACCUAUCCUAAAUCAGGAACUCACUGGCUGUGGGAGGUGACCUCCAUGUUGGUCCAAGGCAAGGCCGAGUACGAGACUCGUCGCCAGGAACAGCUGAUGGUCGACUUUGUCGACGUCGACCUGAUAGAGGCCAUGGCGUCUCCGCGCAUCCUCAAUACGCAUCUUCCGUUUUCAAUGUUGCCAUGGCAACAAAUCAGGGACAAGAGUAUCAAGGUCUUUCACGUUUAUCGCAAUCCCAAGGACACUGCUGUGUCCUUCUACUUCAUGAUGAAGGAGUUUAUCAAAGCCCGCAGAAAUGUACUCUUGGAGUUUCCAGACUUUUUUGAACGAUACUUAAACGGCAAAAUCAACUAUGGCUCUCAGUUCAGCUACUUGCGGCAGUUUCACGAUUUUACCCAAGAAAACCCGAACAUUCCUGCAUUAUCCAUCUCCUAUGAAGACAUGAAACGGAGUCCCUCAGAUAAAAUAAAGCAGAUUGCUGAGUUUUUGGAAGUUCCAGCAUCACAGCAACUGUGUGAAGAAAUCGCAGAGGCCUGCAGCUUCCAGAAUAUGAAGAAACAGGAUGUGAACAAAGCCGUUAUAGAAUUUACCAAACAGAAAAAUAUUCCACAUCCAAAGCUGAAUAUGUACAGAAAAGGAGAGGUGGGCGACUGGAAGAACUAUCUUACUGUGGCCAUGAGCGAGCAGAUGGAUGCGGUUGUGGAGAAAGAGUUGAAAGACCUGCCUUAUGUCAUACAGUACCUGUGAAAGGCACACCUGUCUCAACACUUACUGCUGACAUUUUGUCAGACUAUGAAAAAAUUGGCCGAACAAAGAUUCGGCUCAGCUUGAUUACAUGCCCUAUACUCUUCGUAUAUUCUAUAUACUCUUCCAUAUAUUAGAACUUUUCGAUUUUAAUAAAUAUCGUCUUUAAUAAAAUGGACGAGUCAUAAUUGUCAAUAAAGUUCUUGUUUACAAACAGAAAGGUAACAAAA